Letharia lupina is the source of this 351-nucleotide messenger RNA. RefSeq lists its product as uncharacterized. The transcript is spliced from 3 exons. The coding region runs from base 1 to 351 and encodes 116 amino acids. The record is from RefSeq and is a predicted model, not a curated record. Lineage: Eukaryota; Fungi; Ascomycota; Lecanoromycetes; Lecanorales; Parmeliaceae.
AUGGAAAAGGGGGAGUCGAAGAGAUUUGAUUUGAGGUCCCUAGGCCGCCCGAAGAAGCGAUCCGUAGCUCUUGGAUCGACCCCAUCCGGGAAUGCUGAGAAUGGCCUCCCUAAAUGCUAUGGCUUCGACAACAACCAAGGAAAGCGGCCUAUAUCGAGGAAAACCCAUCUCCCAGAUCCCUCUUUUGAUGUCAACAGACCUCCAGCUACCCCGGUUCCGCUGGAGGACGAGGGGGUCACAAAGCGCACGGAUGACAUUGACGAGAGCAGCGCAGGACCUGGCAACAAUAGCAUUAGCCCCGAUCGAGAGUUCAAGAAGGCAAGCCUGGAAUGUAUGCCGUCCGCCCUCUAA